Bursaphelenchus okinawaensis is the source of this 2543-nucleotide messenger RNA. NCBI's taxonomy places the organism in Eukaryota, Metazoa, Nematoda, Chromadorea, Rhabditida, Aphelenchoididae. The record is from the annotation of a GenBank genome assembly.
AUGAGGUGUUUGUUGUUAUUAACAUGCCUAGUGCUGGUCUGCCAACCAGCCACCAUCCGUCGUCCAGCUGAAGUCAGUCUAAGACAAGGAAAACUGACUGGAUUCCAGUUCAAACUGCCCGAUGCUAGCGGCCGUAUCUCCAACAUCUUCCUCGGCAUCCCCUACGCUCAGCCACCAACUGGAGAGCGACGAUUCGAGAAGCCAGAGCCAGUAGAAGCUUCGGAACAGACCUUGGAAGCCACCAAGUUCUCGGCCGGCUGUGUCAGCUUUGCUCCAAUCAUGAACAACAGUAUCACUGAUCUGCCAAUUGCUGGCCCACAGAACAGUGAAGACUGUCUGUACCUCAAUGUGAUGACACCAUCUGAGAAGUCACCCUUCCCCGAAGGCUUCCCGGUCAUGGUAUUCAUCCACGGUGGAGGAUUUGCCGGAGGCAAUUCGGAAAUGUACGGAUUCCAAGAGUUGGCCAACGAAUUCAACGGCCUCGGUGUUACCGUAGUCACCAUCCAGUACCGUCUAGGAGUGUUCGGAUUCAUGUCGACUGGAGACGAAGCCAUGCCAGGCAAUCUGGGUCUCUGGGACCAGACCUUGGCACUGAAGUGGGUUCAGGAGAACAUCAAAGCCUUUGGCGGUAACCCCAACAAGGUUACUGUAAUGGGACAGAACGCUGGUUCAGCCUCAGUUGGAGCCUUGUCAUUGUCCAAGCACUCUCGUGACCUAUUCCAUCAAGCUAUUGAGAUGAGUGGUUCUAUCUUGUCAGGAUGGGCUUUGUCUGAUCGUGUAGUAGAUGCCUCUCAGAAGGUGGUUGAAGCCUCGAAAUGUCAAGGAAACAGUGCUGAGGUCAAAGAAUGCUUGAAGAAGAUGAAUGUGAACGAUCUGGUUAAGGCCGCUCAGACUGAAGGAUGGAGACGUGAUGAAGUUAACUUUGCCAAGUUCCAACCAAGAAUGGACGAUGACUUCUUCCACGGUGACAUCGAUACUAUGUUGCACGAUGCUCCCAAGAAGCCAACGAUUCAGGGAAUCAACAGUCAGGAGAGCAUGAUCAUGAGUAAGUUUUUGAAUUUUUAAAAUUUUUUUAAAAAAAUUUUUGAUUUUUUAAUUUUCGCAAUUUGAAUUUUGAUUUUUACGCAAAAUUUGGCAUUCUGUUGUUUAGCCCUUUCUUCUCUAAAACAACAUAAAAUGCAUUGAAAUAGCUCUUUUAGGUGUAAAAAUGACUUUUUUUUCUAUAUUUCAUAAACUAACUGCCACCUUUUUUAGCCAUGCCCUUCCCCGGAGCCCCAAAAACCAGCAAGUUCGUGAUCCCCAUGGACAAGAUCAACUCAUUCGGCCGUCAAGACCUGAUCAACUUUAUUGAAACCUACGUCGCCACUCCAGAACGCUUCGCUGAGAAGACCGACGAAGCCCGUAAACAAAUCAUCGCCUUCUACGUCGAUCGUAACGCUACAGAAGCCAUGGCCGUAGACCCACACUUCUACCUCACCCGCUACACUCAGCUCUUGUCCGACACCCAGUUCGCCAUGCCCGUGCUGAAGGAGGUGCGCAAGAAGAGCGAGGAGGGAUGGCCAGUGUUCCUGUACUUGUUGAACUGGUUGAGCCCUAAGGCCCAGCUGCCAGUGUUGGGAACAUACCAAACCUACGAGUUCCCAUACAUCUUCGGACUGUCGAUCACCGGCCCAUUCCAGUUCCAGCCUGAGGACAGGAAAUUGCAAAGUGUCAUCAUCUCGGCCUUGGUCAACUUUGUCCACAUUGGGUAAGGUUUAUCUUCUAUUAUUUUAGUUUGAAAUUUGAAUUUUGAAUUUCCCGCCAAACUUUGCCAUUAGGUUUUAAGUCAAUUUGAUUAAGAAAAACUAUUAAAAUUAACAUUUUUUUAAGUUGUAUUUUUUAAAAAUUUGAAUUUUGAUUUUCCCGCCAAACUUGGCAUUCUGUUUUAAGAGCCUUUUUACACUAAUAACUGCCAUUCUUUUGAUGUUUAAACUUUAAAAAAAACCUUUUGCAAGUUCAUGUUAAACCUUUUUCAAAACGACCUUUACAAUUGACUGAACUUGAGCUAAUUACACCACUUUCGUCACAGUUUGUGUAGUUUUAUUUACACUGCAAAAUCGUCUGACCAAAGGCGCACGUCAUUCAUUAUCAUUUUUUUAUGUACUUUGCUCUAGUUUUUUUACGUUAGAGUAACGAUCUGUGAUAUCAAAAAACCUAUUUCUAAACGAAACUUUAUCAAAAAGUAAAUUGUAGUAGGUGAUCUUGAUGUUAGAAGCCUCAUAACUGAGAAAAUAUACCUUGUAUAAGCCUAAAAAUAGCCUCAAAUGAAGAAAGGUCUUUAUUUUACCUUCUCCUUUUUCAGAAACCCAUCAUCCCCACUAGGCCCAUGGCCACACGUCACCGAAGAGCACCCCCUCGGCUUCUUCGACAUGCGCCCCGACCCAGUGCUCCGCGACAACCUGAUGUUGGACCGUCUGAUGUUCUGGCGAGAGAUGGGCAAACAGUUUGAUUUUGACCUAAUCAAGGACGUCGACCAGAGAACGGGCGCUCCCAUCAAGGCCUAA